Molecule: messenger RNA, 2484 nt
Organism: Durusdinium trenchii
Lineage: Eukaryota; Dinophyceae; Suessiales; Symbiodiniaceae
Source: the annotation of a GenBank genome assembly
AUGCAGGUUUCCCUCAAGGUGGUCCAUGGAACAGUUGGCACUUUCAAGACGACGAAGGAUGCUGUGUGGGCAUCCCGUGGCAUAACUAUGUCCCACGUCUCCACACGUCGCGCUCCAAACGCGAUGAACUUCCUGCGCCAACUAGAAGUGCUCAAGAAGAGCGGAGAUGGCGGAGACUUCCAGGAUUGGCACAGUGCUACUCAGGUAGCCCGAGCGUUCAACAUCGGCAAGUCGGAGGCGACUGCGAUCUCCAACCUACAAGACAAAAUUAGCCCAAAGUUGGUCGACCUUCUGAAGGAGGCCACCCGGUGCAGAGGAAUGAGGCAGUUUCUGACUCACGAUGUGUUGAGCAAAGACAUGUUCAACACAGGGUACAGCAGCGGCCAGAGUGGUGCAUUGAUUGCGUGGUGCGUGGAUCUGUCAAACAACCGGGAUGAUGUCUUGGGCAGUUUGUUCAUCGAGCGGCUUAAAGCUGAUUGGGACCGACUGCCCCUGGGCUUGAAAAAGCCGUGGAACUUCAAGGAGGCUUUGUCAGUGCAUUCAGCAUGCGGAGGCUUCUUGGCCAUUAUGAAUGCGCUGAAGGCGGCUGUUCCUCAGAUGGACUACGAGACACAUCAAGGACAGAUCCAUGACCAGUUCCAUCUGGGCUAUUUGGACCCUGACAUCAACUUCUUCUUAGAGACGACAGUCCCACCUGUAAACCUGGCUGAAGUCAACUUCGUGAGGAACAUUGUGUCUGCUGUUGCUGUUCGCACCCAGCGAGCGAACGAAGAAAUGGCCCGCGCGCACGAAGAGAAGGUUGCCAAAGCGACAGUGGAUCAGAUUGCGUUCAAGUUCGAGGCGGACCUGAAGAUCUUGAAAGAUCAUACUCCAGCCGCUGAGUCGGCCGCUAAGGAGGCAGCCUUGGAUGCAAAAUACUUGGCUCAGUAUGUCUUGGCAUUGGUAGACACCUGCGUUUGGCCGAGCAACUCAGCUUAUUUGCACGCUUGCCUCACGGCUUUCAAUUCUUUGCUGGCAUCAUCGCCAAAGUACGCAGGACAUUUGCAGAUUCCUGUGCUCCAAGCGCAGACUCACCAAGCCGCGGUCGUCAAGCAUCGAAGAACUCUGGAAGACUCUUUGGUUGCGAACGGCCUUGACAUCAUGCGGCCAGUGUCUUUGAUCUUUGACAAGGGAAGCCUACCUGCUGGAGACAAACGCGAUCCGUGGCACCCGUGCUUGCUGGUGACAGCUACAGCCCACGAGAACAACGCAUGGUUUGACAGUGCGGUAGCGCAGAACCGGUGCAUAGGACCCUGCCCGUUGAUCCGGGUAGCAGAUAUGCUGGGCUUUGACUCAGAGGCACGGUCCUCUGCAUCACAGAGAACUGAGCAGAAAGGUGUUCCUGCGCACGUGGGGGUCAUCGCAGAGUAUGUACGUGGGAUGCCCAUUGCAGAGCAUGACAUUGUGGUCUUGGUAGACCUUUUGCCGAACAGGCAGGCAGAGUUUGCGAGGGCUGCUAUCAAGCGUAUGCUGGAUGGGACCACUCCCCACCCAGAGAUUCGAUAUUGUGGGCAUUUCCGGGCAGACCAGAAGGAUGUUACAAGCCAGUUGGAGGAGGCGGUCUACACACACUGGGAUUCCUCAAACUCAGCUCCUGCCAGGUCUCGCCCAGUUGACCCCAAGCCGGAUCCAACGUUCAGCUUGCUGACGUGGCGCAACAACAGAGCAUCCUUCCCCGAAAGUGUCUUGCGAAAGUUUGCGGAAGGUUCAGACGCUCAUGCGCAGAUGCUGGAGCUCAAGAAGCGGUUGGCUGAAGAGUUCCCAGAUUCAGUCGAGGCAACGCCCACUCAAGCCACCGGCACUGGUAGAACGCCGAGGCGAGCUACUGGAAGGCCUGACUUUUCGAUUGACGGCGGCAAGAGUCCGAUUGACUACGCCAGGGAAGUUGAGAAGGAGCACAUCCCAGCCAGCUCUUUCACUGUGGAGAGGAAAGCGUACUGCGCAGGGAAUCGCACCAAACCAGCGAUCAUCGUGGGAUCCGACUUCUCUUUGUACAUCGGCAACGAAACUACCGAGGAGAUAUCAUUGCCUGCGUCGGAGCUCUGUGGGUUCAAUCUGGGCACAUUCGAAGAGAAGGAGGAGCCGGCCUCUGAAGGAGCAGAGCCCGUUCCAGUGCCAUACAGGUUCAUCAUCAGUCCGGCGCGCAAUGGGAAAGCCAAUGUCUACAAACCCAACGCGUUGACCAAUCCCGAGGCUGCAAGGCAUGGCUCCAUCGGCGCAGCAUGGCUCGGCAAUUUUGACAAGCUCCCCAAGAGUGAUGUUGUGAGCGUUGUCUGGGAGGUUGCUCUGUGUGAACUUAGUUCCAAGCGUCGUUGUUGCUUUUAUUUGUGCAGCGCCUCUUGCUUUCCAUGCGGUGUCAAAGCUAGUGGCCUUUACGUCAUGCAAACCACUUGCUUGUAUUUCCCCAGUUUGUCAUCGUUGCUGACUGCUUCAUCCUUCCCUUAG